Molecule: messenger RNA, 2239 nt
Organism: Ricinus communis (castor bean)
Lineage: Eukaryota; Viridiplantae; Streptophyta; Magnoliopsida; Malpighiales; Euphorbiaceae
Product: protein DETOXIFICATION 43
Exons: 14
Coding region: 306-1946 (546 amino acids)
Biological process (GO): transmembrane transport
Cellular component (GO): membrane
Molecular function (GO): antiporter activity; xenobiotic transmembrane transporter activity; citrate transmembrane transporter activity
Source: RefSeq, a predicted model, not a curated record
UUUAAAAGGGUGGGAAGGAGUGUCCAUAAAAGGAAACGGAUGUGUAUCUGUGCUGCACUGAAAUCAAGAGAAUCCAAGUUGGUGGGAAGAACUACUACCCUUACCUUUGAACCAACUCGAUCUCUUGCAAACAAACAAAGAAAGGACUGCCUCAACCCAAAAGGAAAAGAGAAAAACCCACAAAGAAAGAAGCACUGCAAAAGGUUACAGAGGCUCGGAUAGCUGAAUCUAUUUGUUUCUGAAACAGUUCGAAUUAACUUGGAGUUAUCAAUAAAAGAUAUUCAGAUCAUUAGGAAUUUGAUAUCAUGGCGGAGAAUGGUGCUUUGCAGCUAACCGAGAGAAAAUGGAAGAUACCACUCCUGGUUUUCUUUAGGGAUGCAAGACUUGUUUUCAAGACGGACGAACUUGGUUUGGAGAUAUUAAGGAUUGCAGUACCUGCUGCGAUGGCUCUAGCUGCUGAUCCCGUUGCUUCAUUGAUUGACACUGCAUUCAUUGGCCAUCUAGGACCGGUGGAAAUAGCUGCUGUAGGAGUUUCUAUUGCGAUAUUCAAUCAGGCAUCAAAGGUUACCAUAUUCCCAUUGGUUAGUAUAACAACUUCUUUUGUUGCUGAAGAAGAUACCUUCCAAAGGAUAACCAAUGAAUCACAAAACGGAGAGGGCUCGGAGAAGGAUCUACCUAAAACCCGUGAUAUAAAAGAGGUGGUGCCCGAGGAUGUCAUGCUUGAGAACCUGGAGAAAGGAUCAGCAACAGACAGUGAAAAGAAAGAUUCAAUUCCAGGGGAUGCCAACUGUAAGGCAACCACUUGCAAGUCUCCCAGUUUUUUUGAAGGCAAAAGUAUCAAGGACGAACAGAAAAAUAAUAAGGGUAGGAGACACAUACCUUCAGCUUCAACAGCACUAAUUGUUGGAGGAAUUCUUGGCCUUGUGCAAGCUAUAUUCCUCAUAUUCUGUGCAAAACCUCUCCUGAGCAUCAUGGGUGUGAAAUCUGGUUCCCCCAUGCUUACCCCAGCUAGGAAGUACUUGACAUUAAGAGCACUAGGCUCUCCUGCAGUCCUACUGUCUCUUGCUAUGCAAGGAGUUUUUAGAGGAUUUAAAGAUACAAAAACUCCUUUAUAUGCCACGGUUGCUGGAGAUUUAGCAAAUAUCAUUUUAGAUCCAAUCUUUAUCUUUACCUGCCGGUUGGGAGUCAGUGGUGCAGCCAUUGCACACGUUCUUUCUCAGUACUUGAUUUCGUUAAUCCUCUUGUGGAGGUUGAUGAAAAAUGUUGAUCUCUUACCACCAAGUCCUAAAGAUUUGCAAUUCGGCCGAUUCCUCAAAAAUGGUUUUCUGUUGUUAGCAAGAGUUAUAGCAGCAACAAUCUGUGUCACGUUGGCAGCAUCAAGGGCCGCAAGGCUAGGUUCGACGCGUAUGGCUGCAUUUCAGAUCUGCUUACAGGUCUGGUUGACAUCAUCACUUCUUGCUGAUGGCUUAGCUGUUGCUGGACAGGCAAUUAUAGCUUGUGCAUUUGCUGAGAAGGACUAUCAGAAGGCAACAACCGCAGCAACUCGGGUUCUACAGAUGAGUUUUGUUCUUGGCCUGGGGUUAGCUGCAGUUGUUGGAAUAGGACUCCACUUUGGUGAUGGAAUUUUUUCAAAAGAUCCUAAUGUUCUUGACAUUAUAAGCAUAGGCAUUCCAUUUGUUGCAGCUACACAACCUAUUAACUCAAUAGCCUUUGUAUUCGAUGGUGUAAACUUCGGAGCUUCUGAUUUUGCAUAUUCUGCAUAUUCAAUGGUUCUUGUAGCUGUAGCAAGCAUUGCAGCGAUUUUUGUACUAUCUAAAACUGGUGGUUUUGUUGGUAUAUGGAUUGCUCUAACCAUCUUUAUGGGGCUACGUACAUUUGCUGGUGUAUGGAGGAUGGGGACAGGGACUGGACCUUGGAAUUUUCUCAGAGGCAAAUUGUUGCCGUAGGGAUAUAUGUACCUUGGGAUGUUCUCAACAAUUAAUAUAGUUAUAUAUUGGCAAUUUUUGCCUUGCACCCUUUUUGUCUCUACAUAUUAGAUAUGUUUUCGAAACAUAUACUGCUAAAUUCAGUUCUUUUCAUGUUUGUAUUUUGGCUUUAUACCUCUUUCCUUUUCCUUUCAGAUAAGCAGCUACAUUUUGUACUAUAUGUGUACUUCCUAUCUAAAUGGUGAACUUAGGCACACUUUUAUUUGCCUACUACUUUCCCUACUCUCUUAUAUAAGUUUGCACUUUCUCUUGAA